AUGGCUCCAAUGGCUGUAGAUAGGUCGGCCGGGCUCCCGCGGGAAAGCGGUCGCCGCGUGUAUGUGGGGAACUUGUCGUGGGAAGUCAAGUGGAUGCAUUUGAAGGAUCAUAUGCGACGAGCUGGGGAAGUGGAUCAGUGCGACGUCUUGAUGGAACCGAGUGGUCGAUCCAAGGGAUGCGGCUUGGUCACCUACCGCACGGUGGAGAUGGCGAGAGAGGCCAUUCGGACGUUGACGGAUACGGAGCUCAUGGGACGCAAAAUCUUUGUGCGGGAAGACCGGGAGGAAGGUGCGAUGGGACUGCCGCCGUUUGCAUCGUCUUCAUUCAGCGGCGUUGGAGGGGGGUACCCUCAUUCGCAAGGCGGUGGGCCUCCACCCUACUCUGGAGGAGGGCUGGCUGGACCUGUCACGACUUCGCGGGUGUAUGUGAGCAAUCUAUCGUGGAGCGUCAAGUGGCAAGAGCUCAAGGACUUUAUGAAGCAAGCAGGCAACGUUCUCCAUGCCGAUGUCUUGGAAGAUCCGUCGACGGGGCGGUCCAAAGGAUGCGGUUUGGUGGAAUUCGACUGCCCAGAAGCGGCCGAACGUGCAAUUCGCAUGUUCAACGAUACGCAAUUUGGAGACCGCAAGGUUUUCAUUCGGGAAGACAGGGAAUCUAUGCGUCGGCCUGGGGUCCUCGCUUCGAUGGCCCACCUCCUGGCCGUGGCUUCGAUGGCCCACCUCCUGGCCGUGGCUUUGAUAUAG
This is a messenger RNA of Aphanomyces invadans, 741 nucleotides long. RefSeq lists its product as hypothetical. The transcript is spliced from 4 exons. Gene Ontology annotation, molecular function: mRNA binding. Gene Ontology annotation, cellular component: cytoplasm; nucleus. The record is from RefSeq and is a predicted model, not a curated record. Lineage: Eukaryota; Oomycota; Saprolegniomycetes; Saprolegniales; Verrucalvaceae. Bases 1 to 741 code for a protein of 246 amino acids.